This is a messenger RNA of Chanos chanos (milkfish), 3319 nucleotides long. It is a transcript of the gene ndst1b, whose product is annotated as N-deacetylase/N-sulfotransferase (heparan glucosaminyl) 1b. NCBI's taxonomy places the organism in Eukaryota, Metazoa, Chordata, Actinopteri, Gonorynchiformes, Chanidae. The record is from RefSeq and is a predicted model, not a curated record. Gene Ontology annotation, molecular function: heparan sulfate N-sulfotransferase activity; hydrolase activity; deacetylase activity. The coding region runs from base 490 to 3147 and encodes 885 amino acids. Gene Ontology annotation, cellular component: Golgi apparatus. The transcript has 15 exons.
AUGAGAUUUCUUAAAAAGGACCACCAUCGCACACAUUUGAUUAAAGGCUUUCUGGACAACUUUCUCAAAAUGUUAUAGGAAUGACCUGGUUGGAAUGGGGCUUCUUGAACGGCCGCUUUGACCUUGAGGUGACCUCUCCACCCAGCCUCCAGGUUUACCUCUCGUCGGUCUGGCUUGGAAGUGAAGAACGUAGAGGGAGAGUGAGGGGAGAGAGACGAGGGGGCGUGUUGGGCAGGGGGCUGCUGGUGCAUGGGGACGGGAAAGUGCACAUCCCUGCUGGAGAGUGGAGACCCACCCUUGCCCAUGCUGUCCCCUGCCCAUGCCAGGCCCAGAACCCUCUGCAAUGGUGACAUGAGACUAGAUCACGAAGAGGAGCCCAUUUUCAAACCGCCUCUUUUUUGUGUGUUUUUUGGUAAGAAUAGACUAGAUACUGAAGCUCUUUUGUGAGUGGAGCACCUUCCAUAAACUGGUACAAGCAGGUGCGGGGUGAUGAUGCUGGUGUGUGGACGCCUGAGGCGUCUCUGCCGGCAGCUCACGCUGCAGACCAGCCUUCUGCUUCUCUUCCUUUUCUGCCUGAUCAGCGUCCUGAUCUCUGCCUACUUCUUGUACGGGGUGAAGAAAGAGCUGGAGCCAGCCGCUGGCGUCGGGGGAGUGGGUGGGUCCGAAGAGGGCACUGCCGAUUGGGAGGAUCCACAGGCCACCCCCUCCCCUGCCAGGGUGCUGCCCCCACGGACUGUGAGACCAGCAGACACAUCUCGGACAGACCCUGUGGUACUGGUAUUUGUAGAGAGCCUAUAUUCCCAGCUGGGCCAAGACAUAGUAGCCAUCUUGGAGUCUGCACGCUUCCGCUACCAGACAGAAAUUGCCCCCGGAAAGGGUGACAUGCCCACACUUACCGACAAGAACCGCGGCCGAUUCACGCUUGUCAUCUACGAAAAUAUCCUCAAGUAUGUGAACCUGGAUGCCUGGAACAGAGAGCUACUGGACAAGUACUGUGUCGAGUAUGGAGUGGGCAUAAUAGGCUUCUUCAAGGCCAAUGAGAACAGUCUUCAGAAUGCCCAACUGAAGGGUUUCCCUCUCUUCCUGCAUUCCAACCUUGGCCUGAGAGACUGCAGUGUCAACCCUAAGUCACCCUUGCUGCUCAUCACCAAAGCUCGUGAGGUGGAGAGGGGCCCGCUGCCUGGUGACGACUGGACUGUCUUCCAGUCCAACCACUCCACUUAUGAGCCUGUUUUGCUGGCCCAGGCCCAUGGCCUGGAGGUCGGCCUGCCUCCGGGGCCCCUUCACGCAGCGGUGGUGCAAGACUUGGGCCUACAUGACGGCAUCCAACGUGUCCUCUUUGGCAACAACCUGAACUUCUGGCUACACAAGCUGGUGCUUGUGGACGCCGUGAGCUUCCUAACGGGCAAGCGGCUUUCGCUGGCACUGGAGCGCUACCUGCUGGUGGACAUCGACGAUAUCUUCGUAGGCAAGGAAGGCACGCGCAUGAAGGUGUCUGAUGUUAAGGCCCUGUUGGAGACACAGAAUGAGCUUCGACCCCAUGUGCCUAACUUCACCUUUAACCUGGGCUUCUCUGGAAAGUUCUUUCAUGCUGGCACAGAUGAAGAGGACCUAGGUGAUGACCUGCUCCUGUCUUUUAGUAAAGAAUUCUGGUGGUUUCCACACAUGUGGAGCCAUAUGCAACCUCAUCUCUUCCACAACCACUCGGUUUUGGCCGAACAGAUGCUGCUUAACCGCAAGUUUGCUGAGGAGCAUGGAAUCCCCACCAACAUGGGCUACGCGGUGGCCCCUCACCACUCGGGGGUCUACCCUGUCCACAUGCAGCUGUAUGAGGCCUGGAAGAAAGUGUGGGGUAUUAAAGUGACCAGCACUGAGGAAUAUCCCCACCUCAAGCCUGCCCGCUUCCGCAGGGGCUUCAUCCACAGCGGAAUCAGCGUGUUGCCUAGACAGACCUGUGGCCUCUUCACUCACACCAUCUUCUACAAUGAAUACCCUGGGGGCCCCAAGGAGCUGGAUAAACUUAUCAACGGAGGAGAGCUGUUCCUUACCGUACUCCUCAACCCUAUCAGCAUCUUUAUGACCCACCUGUCCAACUAUGGCAACGACCGUCUGGGUCUGUACACCUUUAGGAACCUGGUGAAGUUCCUACAGACGUGGACCAACCUGAAACUGCAGACGCUGCCGCCCAUACAGCUGGCCCAGCGCUACUUUCAGAUCUUCCCCGAGGAGAGGGACCCCAUCUGGCAGGAUCCGUGUGAAGACAAAAGACAUAAAGAUAUUUGGUCCAAAGAGAAGACAUGUGACCGCUUUCCCAAGCUGCUCAUCAUUGGCCCGCAGAAGACUGGCACAACAGCUCUCUAUCUGUUUCUGGGCAUGCACCCUGACCUAACCAGCAAUUAUCCCAGUAAAGAAACAUUUGAAGAGAUCCAGUUCUUCAAUGGUCGCAACUAUCACAAAGGCAUUGACUGGUACAUGGAGUACUUCCCUCUGCCCUCUAACACAAGUUCAGACUUCUAUUUUGAAAAGAGCGCCAACUACUUUGAUUCAGAGGUGGCAGCAAGAAGGGCAGCAGCCCUCCUGCCUAAAGCCAAAAUCAUCACUAUCCUCAUCAACCCGGCAGACAGAGCUUACUCUUGGUACCAGCACCAGAGGGCACACGAUGACCCGGUGGCCCAAAAAUACACGUUUCACAAUGUCAUCACAGCCGUUCAUGACUCACCCAUCAAGCUGAAGGUUCUUCAGAAUCGCUGUCUGGUGCCUGGGCUGUACGCCACACACCUUCAGCGCUGGCUAAAUUACUACCACCCCAGUCAGAUCCUUGUACUGGAUGGCCAAUUGCUCAGGACAGAACCUGCCUCCGUCAUGGAGAAGAUCCAGAAGUUUCUAGGCUUGACAAACACAGUAAACUACCACAAGAUCCUGGCGUUUGAUCCGAAGAAAGGCUUCUGGUGCCAGCUGCUGGAUGGAGGGAAAACCAAGUGUCUGGGGAAAAGCAAAGGGAGGAGGUAUCCAGACAUGGAUUCAGAUUCACGCUCCUUCCUGAGGGAGUAUUACCGCGAGCACAACGUGGAGUUGUCCAAGCUUCUGUAUAAGAUGGGUCAGCCGCUGCCCAGCUGGCUGAGAGAAGAGCUGCUCCACACCAGGUAGCCUGAGAGAAGAAGCGGGGACUGACUCAAAGCGCCCAGCUUAGCUUUUCCGGCUCUCCUCCACGGGGGAUAGUCUCUCAGCCCCUUUUCACCCCCUCAGUGACAGCAAGCUCAGCAGAGCCCUCAGCCCACUGCCACGGCUCCAACGCUCUCCGUCUCCGGAAGCUUCCGUG